AAAGUUCGUCGAUUGUGCCCUGAGGGCAUACUGUUUUUUGGGAUUUGUGGCCCCCCUGAUGGAUUCCCCGCAUUUUGGCACUAGGAUUUUCGAUAGAGGACACCAUUCUGCACCUCUCCACCAAAAUUCAGCGAAAUCGUAGGGGCCGUCGAUCCCUGCUGAAUCCCUGCUGAACCCCUGCUGAAUCCCUGCUAACUUCCGUUACAUAACAUUUUGAUUUGUGAUAGCGAUUCGUUUUGGAUUCGUUUGCGUGCACGUGUUUUCUGUGGAGCUAUAACCAUGUCAUUUAAGAAUUUGAAGCUAUCUGAUUGGGCUCUAAAUCAGCUCAACACUCUUGGGCUGAAAACUCCCACAGAUGUGCAGCUGAAAACAAUACCAAAAAUAUUGGAGGGAUAUGACUGCAUUGCCUGUGCCAAGACUGGAUCGGGGAAAACCCUGGCAUUUGCCUUACCUAUCCUGGAAAAGCUCAGCCAGGACCCAUUUGGUAUUUUCGCGCUGGUGCUGACGCCGACGCGGGAGCUGGCGCUGCAGAUCGCCGACCAGUUUCGGCUGGUGGGACGGCCGAUCGGGCUGCAGGACGCCGUCGUGAUCGGCGGCCAGGACAUGGUGGAGCAGGGCACGCUGCUGCAGCAGCGGCCCCACGUCGUCAUCGCCACGCCCGGCAGGCUGGUGGACCACCUGACUGCCUGUAACACGUUCUCACUGAAGCGGGUCCGUUUCCUGGUACUGGACGAAGCGGACCGCCUGAUCGCCGGCCGCUUCGACGCCGACCUGGCCACCAUCAUGGCGGCGCUGCCGAAGCGCCGGCAGACGCUGCUCUUCAGCGCCACGUGCAACGACACGCUCCGCCAGCUGGAGAGCAUCGCUAAUAACGAGUGUUUUUACUACGAGAACAUGGGCGAGGUGGCCACCGUGGACCAGCUGCUGCAGGAGUAUGUGCUGUGCGCGCGCGACGUCAAGGACCCCACGCUGGUUCACCUGGUCCAUCAGUUUCUGGAGAACAAGACCGGACAGGUGAUCGUCUUCACCAACAAGUGCAGGGCGAGCACGGUGCUGUCGAUGACGCUGAACAGGAUGGGCGUGCCGGCGAUCGCGCUGCACUCUCAGAUCAAACAGCGCGAGCGGACCGCCUCGCUGGCCAAGUUCAAAUCGAACACGAUCCGGGUGCUGUUCACCACCGACGUCGGUAGCAGAGGACUGGACAUCCCGCUGGUCGAUAUGAUUAUCAACUACGACCUGCCGACCAUCCCCAAGGAGUACAUCCACCGCGUGGGCCGGACGGCGCGUGCCGGCCGACGCGGCCAGGCCGUCUCGCUGGUCACACCGACCGACCUGCACCUGAUGAAGGAGAUUGAGACCACCAUCGGGCGCGAGCUGCAGCAGCGUGAGGUGGACGACAAGGAGGUGUUGGCCAUUCUGACCGAGGUGCAGGUGACCAAGAGGGCGCAGGAGCUGAAGGUCACAGACAGCGAGAUCGUCGAGCGACGGCGCAUCAACAAGCUCAAGGACCUGAUCAUGGAAGGUAUGCGCCCGGAGGAGGCUGAGCGAGUGCUGGAGAACAAAGAGAAGGGCGCCGCCAAACGGAAACGAAACGAUGACGGUGCCGGAGAGGGAAAGCAGGCGAAAGGAAGUGGGAAGAAGGCAGGCAAAGUGAAAAGGGUGAAAAAGCAGGCGUGAUAGUGUUUGAUUUUGUGACUGUUUUCACUUGUUGGAUUGUGGGAAGUGUUAUGAGUGCGCUUAUGUCGCGAGUGCUGGUGGGCUCAUAUUCUCAUUGUCGUGGGUGUGUGUGUUCGUGGUGUCGAUAUAUCGUCACUGUCGAGGUCAGGUCGGGGCAUGAUAUCUCUUGAGAGAUUGGAGAUGCGGAUGGAGAUCCGAGACAUCGCUUUAUUCUGUUGAUAUGCUGAAGUAGGCCGAACAUAACGUUUGGGAACAUUUUUGGCCGCAAACAAACUAAAAUUACUAUAGAAUUAAAUUACAUUUCAUCACUGCUUACAUGCCGCAUAUAAAAUAUAUGUCAUCUUGUAUUUUCUUUAUUUCAUGCGACAAAAGUCAUCAUCCACGGAUCCAUGCGAGCGAUCUCAGGCGCUACUGUCAUGUCCUCUACACACACAAAUACUUGAAUAACUUAUUUGAUUUCGUGCAUUUCACUAAAGCUCAAUAAAAGUUUGAUUGUA
Amphibalanus amphitrite is the source of this 2174-nucleotide messenger RNA. It is a transcript of the gene Dbp45A, whose product is annotated as probable ATP-dependent RNA helicase DDX49. The coding region runs from base 280 to 1677 and encodes 465 amino acids. The record is from RefSeq and is a predicted model, not a curated record. Gene Ontology annotation, molecular function: nucleic acid binding; RNA helicase activity; ATP binding. NCBI's taxonomy places the organism in Eukaryota, Metazoa, Arthropoda, Thecostraca, Balanomorpha, Balanidae. The transcript has 9 exons.